Molecule: messenger RNA, 1091 nt
Organism: Adelges cooleyi (spruce gall adelgid)
Lineage: Eukaryota; Metazoa; Arthropoda; Insecta; Hemiptera; Adelgidae
Product: AN1-type zinc finger protein 2A-like
Exons: 6
Coding region: 350-838 (162 amino acids)
Biological process (GO): protein targeting to ER; proteasome-mediated ubiquitin-dependent protein catabolic process
Cellular component (GO): cytoplasm; endoplasmic reticulum
Molecular function (GO): zinc ion binding
Source: RefSeq, a predicted model, not a curated record
UCGUGAUUCAGCACUAUUAUGAUAACUGGUCGUACACAAAUAACAGGAUAAUACGAAUAAAGCAAAAAGCGAAUUUUAUUUUAUUUCUUCUACAGACCCGGAAGUAGUAAGUUGACUACCACGUCAAAGUUGUUAAAGAGAACGUAAAUAAUUCUAGAAAACGAUGGAAUUUCCAAAUUUGGGACAACACUGCUCAAAGGAGUCUUGCAAACGUUUAGGAUGGGGUUGAGAUGGGUGCUCAAAUUCUAUGAACAGGAGAACAAUAACUGACACAUUAUCACUUAUUUAAAAAACAAAUUUCCUACCUGUAAAAUGUGAUGCGUGCACAAAUAUUUUUUGUUCUGAUCAUAUGAGCUAUAGUAGCCACCAAUGUGAGUCAGCUUACAAGAAAAAUGUCCAAGUGCCUGUAUGUCCUUUAUGCAGCAAGCCAGUACCAACACCUCGAGGACAGGAACCUGAUUACACAGUAGGCCAACAUAUCGACAACGAUUGUCGAGUGGCUGAGGGUAAAAAGGUAUUUACCAACCAUUGUACUGUUGCAAAAUGUCGUGGUAAGGAAGCAGUGCCUGUAGUAUGCAGCGAAUGCCGCCAAAAUUAUUGUUUUAAACAUCGUCACCCUUCGGAUCACAGUUGUAAUGGGAAUGCUAGAACAACUCAAAGAAGAGCAGAAUCGAAAAAUCGUUUUGGUUCUAACGGUAUUGUAAAAAAACCAUUUACAGCAACUUCUAUACAGGGAACUAUGAGUGAAGAUGAAGCGUUAGCUAGAGCACUUGCUGAAUCUGAACGGUUAACUCCAAGGAAUGUUACUAACCCAGAACAAAGAUGUUCAGUUUCAUGAUUAUAAACUAUGCUGUUAUUAAACGAUCUAUGCUCAAUAGUGAUAACAUUUAGAGUUAAGCUCAAUAUACAUUUAUUUUAUCUUGUUAUUGAAUUUUUAAAUAUUUAAACGUACAUUCCAAUCAGUCUUAUUAGGUUAUAUUUGUAUAAUUGAUUUAAAUGCCUAAUUGUUUUGUAAGAAAACUUAUCUAAAAUAAUAAAAAUAAUUAAAAACAACAAAUUUUAUAAUUAAAAUAAAUUUAUUUAAUAAAAUA